AUGGGUUCCCUAUUACCCACGACGAUUCGCAUUGAUGCUUCGUUGUUGAACUGGCAUCAUCUGUCUUCAACAGCAAGCUUUUUGAUACUCUCAUCGCUGCUUUUGGGGAUACUGUCACAAGUCCUGAGCCGGAGACUGAAAGUACCUACGCCGCUUUCGGAAGAGGUGUCCGAUAUUCUCAACAGAAAGCGGUCAUACGGGGCAAACGCCAGAAAGCUACUCGACAAGUACUAUGAGCGGUUCAAAAGCAAGCCUUUUGGAAUCGACACCAUGGAUGGUGUCAAAGUCGUCUUGCCCCUUGCAAGUGUCGAUGAGCUGAAGAGUCACCCGGCAUUGAGCUUCAAAGCCUCGAUCGACAAUGAUGCCUUGGUCAACUACACAGGUAUUGGAGGUGUCGACGCUUGGGGGGUACAUCAGAUUCUAGCAAAGAUGAACCCCAGCUUGGGUGCUUACGUUCCUGUAUUCCAUGCAAUGAUCCAAGAACACCUUCCGAAAUUUCUUGGAUCUCCGACAGAUUGGACACCAGUAAAACCCUAUCAGCACUUCUUCGAGCUUGUGGCAAUCCUGUCUGCGAGAAUCAUGCAUAGCGAUGAAGCAGCCCGGAAUCCCGCGUGGACCAAUCUCUCAAUGUCAUUCGUACACACUGCGAUCGAAUACGGCUCGGCUCUCAAGCAGUGGCCUCCUUUCCUGCGUCCAUUCGUCGCCUACUUCCUCCCGGAACGCCUAGAGAAGGAGAAACAAUGGGCCAAAGGGCGUGAAAUUGUCGCAAAGUCCAUGGCCAGGAAAAGUGCCUUGGGUGGUGCGCCUCUGGAGAACCCUCCUACCAUGCUCGACCACCUGUCUAGCGGGGAACACGUGGAUAAGGCCGGUGACCUGGACCUACAACUCUUGCUGCAGAUGACUCUUGCCGUGGCGAGUAUCCACACAACCUCGUCUUCCAUGGUCCAAGUUUUGUACGACCUUGCCGCAUGCCCUGAGUACACCGAAGAGCUUCGUCAGGAGGUUGUGGAUGUUUUGGAGAGUUCUGGUGGCAUCUUUACCAAGCAGUCACUUGCUGAGAUGAAGAAACUUGACAGCUGGAUGAAGGAGAGUUUGAGAAUGAAUGCACCUGAUCUGACUACCUUCCAGCGCAUGGCCACGAAGCCUGUGACACUAAAAGACGGAACUUACAUCCCUGCCGGUACGAAGAUGGAACUACCAACCAGCGCUAUCAACUUUGACGCUUCCAUCUACCCCGAUCCGCACAAGUUCGAUGGCAUGCGGUCGUACCGUCAACGACAGGAAGACGGGAUGGCACACAAGCACUCAUUUGUCAGCGUCACCCGUACGGAGCUUGGUUGGGGUUUCGGCAGGCAUGCGUGCCCGGGCAGAUUCCUUUCCGAUGUCGAAAUUAAGCUCAUGUUUGCGGAGUUUCUCCUAAACUAUGAGAUCAAGAACUUGGAUGGACAGCCACGUUCCAAGAAUGUGGAGUUUGGAGUCAACGUGCUCCCAGAUCCGGAACAUCAGGUCUUGAUUCGGGCACGAAAGGUCUGA
Colletotrichum scovillei is the source of this 1533-nucleotide messenger RNA. RefSeq lists its product as uncharacterized. The transcript has 7 exons. The record is from RefSeq and is a predicted model, not a curated record. The coding region runs from base 1 to 1533 and encodes 510 amino acids. Gene Ontology annotation, molecular function: oxidoreductase activity, acting on paired donors, with incorporation or reduction of molecular oxygen; iron ion binding; heme binding. NCBI's taxonomy places the organism in Eukaryota, Fungi, Ascomycota, Sordariomycetes, Glomerellales, Glomerellaceae.